Gadus macrocephalus (Pacific cod) is the source of this 7051-nucleotide messenger RNA. RefSeq names its product lysine-specific demethylase 7B-like. The record is from RefSeq and is a predicted model, not a curated record. Gene Ontology annotation, biological process: protein demethylation; regulation of transcription by RNA polymerase II. Lineage: Eukaryota; Metazoa; Chordata; Actinopteri; Gadiformes; Gadidae. Gene Ontology annotation, molecular function: transcription coregulator activity; histone demethylase activity.
GGGAGAGGGAGCCCCUCCCCUCUCCAUUCCUGCGUUGUUUGGGGACAGAGGGAAGAUGGCGGCGGCCCCGCUGUACUGUGUCUGCCGGCAGCCCUACGAUGUGAGCCGCUUCAUGAUCGAGUGCGACAUCUGUAAAGACUGGUUCCACGGCAGCUGUGUGCAGGUGGAGGAGCACCAUGCGGUGGACAUCGACGUGUACCACUGUCCCAACUGUGAUGUCGUUAACGGACCCUCCCUGAUGAAGAGACGGACCAACUGGCACCGGCACGACUACACGGAGCCCGACGACGGCAGCAAGCCGGUGCAGGGCACGGCCGUGUUCAUUUCCCAGCUGCAGAACAGAAGCUUCGCCAGCGGGGAGGAGGUCCUGGUGAGGAUGCAGGGGGAGUCGGUGACCCCCCGCUACCUGGAGAAGCACGGCUUCAGUCAGCCCAUCGCCGUCACAGAGAUGGAGGGGGCUGGGGCUCGGCUGCCCCCCCCCAGCUUCUCCGUCAGGGACGUGGAGCAGUACGUGGGGGGCAACAAGGUGAUCGACGUGAUCGACGUGGCGCGGCAGGCGGACAGCAAGAUGAAGCUCAGCGAGUUCAUCAAGUAUUACACCGGCGACCAGCGGCCCAAAGUCCUGAACCUCAUCAGCCUGGAGUUCUCCGACACCCGGAUGUCUGAGCUGGUGGUGGUCCCGGACGUGGCCCAGAAGAUGUCCUGGGUGGAGAACUACUGGCCGGACGACUCGUUCUUCCCCAAGCCCUUCGUGCAGAAGUACUGCCUGAUGGGGGUGAAGGGCUGCUACACGGACUUCCACAUCGACUUCGGGGGCACCUCCGUGUGGUACCACGUGCUCUGGGGGGAGAAGAUCUUCUACCUGAUCCCGCCCACUGUGGCCAACCUCGCACUGUACGAGGCGUGGAGCUCCUCGACCAAUCAGAGUGAGGUGUUCUUUGGGGACAAAGUGGACAAGUGCUACAAGUGUGUGGUUCCCCAGGGGACCACCCUCCUCAUCCCCACAGGAUGGAUCCAUGCUGUUCUUACCUCUCAAGACUGUAUGGCCUUCGGAGGAAACUUCCUCCACAACCUCAAUAUCGGCAUGCAGCUCAGGUGUUAUGAGAUGGAGAGGCGUCUCAAAACCCCCGACCUCUUCAAGUUCCCCUACUUUGAGGCCAUCUGCUGGUACGUCGCCAAGAACCUACUGGAGACGCUGAAAGAGCUUCGAGAGGACAGCCGCCCCCCCCAAACCUACCUGGUGGAGGGGGUGAAAGCCCUGAUCGGGGCCCUGAAGACCUGGCUCAAGAGAGAGGUGACGGAGCCCACCAGCGAGGUGCCGGACCACAUCAGGCCGAACCACCUCAUCAAAGAGCUGACCAAAGAAGUCCGCUACCUGGAGGAGGAGCCCGGGGGCGUGGCCGUGAAGCCGGCGAAGCCCCCGGUGGGCGUGGUCGCGGCGACCGCGCCGGCGGUGGCGGCGGCGGGCGGCGCGGCCGGCCCUGGCGGGGGUCCGGGGGCGGGCGGGGGGUCCCCGGCGGGACGCUCGCCCCUGGAGAGGCUGUGCCAGGCGAGGCGCGCCCGGCGGGCCGCCCGCAAGCUGAGGGAGCAGCAGAGGCUCGCCCCCAAGGCCUCGUCCAACCUGGACGUCCUGGAGAGGCACACCCGCGAGGUGCUGAGGAGGCUGGAGGUGGGGCCCCUGGAGGAGGACCCGGCCUUCUGCUCCACGGUCCACGGGAAGCUGAACAAGGUGUCCACGGCCUCGGCCGCUGCGCUCGAGUUCCUGGAGGACAACCACCUGAGGCUCACUCUGGUGAACGGACGCAUCAUCCGGGACGUGCGGCGGCUGAGCGCGGGCGGCAGUCCCAUCAAGGCGGAGCAGGGGAGUCCCUCGGAGGCUUGGCAGGGGCCCCAGAGCGCCGGAGGCCCGGCCAAGGACCAGAGACCCCAGGGGGGCCGCCCGGAGCCUCACAGCCCAGGAGAGAAGAGGUUUUGUGAUCCGUCCGCGGGGGCGGAGCCAAGGGGCCCGGUGGCGCUCGGGGGCGGGGCCUCGGAACAUUCCAGCGGCCGAUCGGACGGCGACUCGGACAGCGACUCCCCACCCCAGCAGAAAGCAUUAUCCUCGUCUUCGUCAUCUCCUUCCUCGUCGUCGUCGUCGUCGUCCUCCUCCUCCUCUUCGUCUUCCUCCUCUUCGUCCUCCUCUGAGGAGGAGGACUCGGGAUCCCUGGAGGGGGGGGGCCAGCAGGGCUCAGGGCACACCAUCGAGCUGGACCCCCAUGGCGUCCAGACACUCAGGAACAAACACAGACCACUCAAACGAGAACGUCCUACCUCACCCAGCACAGCAGAGGCCAUCCAGGGCAUGCUGUCCAUGGCUGGCCUCCUGUGCCCCUCGGACCCCCAGAAGGAGGGCCCCGGGCCCCCGGAGCCCUGGUGGUCCGGGCCCGAGGGCCCCCCCAUGCCGACGCCGGCGGGGGGGCCGCCGCACCUCCACCCUCGUCUCCACGGCGACGCAAAGAGCCCCAUGGACAGCCAGGGGAACAGCAGCAGCGAGGCCUGGGACCACCGAGGUCCGGAGACGGACACCUACCAGUACUGUGACCCCUCCAUGUCUCCCCCGCUGCACCCCUCCAAGAGGCCCGCCCCCAACCCCCCGCCCAUCAGCAACCAGGCCACCAAAGGCAAGCGGCCGAAGAAGGGCAUGGCGACGGCCAAGCAGCGCCUCAGCAAGAUCCUGAAGAUCAGCCGGCACAGCCGCGUCUUUGUGUAGCGCCGGGGUGCCCGGGCCCCGGGGCCCGGCCCAGCGUGUGUGAGGGUGUGGACGGUGUGAACGAGCGGGAGAGUGUGGCUCCCAAGCAGACGGGCCCGGGGUCUCGGUUUGUGCGUUUUGGUACCCCGGAGUCGUACGUCGUGCAGUGGAAGCGAAAUCUUAAAGAAACGCAAAGAAAGGCAAAAAAAUAAAUAAAUCAAACAGCCUGGCAAAGAUGUGCACCUCCCCUGUGCACGCUCACGUGCACGUCUAGGAGACAGGGUAUUGGACUCACGCGUUCCGCAUCGCACGGCUUCACUCUGAGCACAAAAUUAGAAAAAACGCAAAAAAUAAAAAUCCACAAAGCUGGGAGGAGAAUGGAGGACCGGCUGUUGCCACGGGAGACGGCCGAUAGCGGGGGGUGGGGGGGGUUUCCCCUUUUCGGGGGGUUGGGGUCCCUCUGUGUCCCCACCCCUGCUGACCCAGGGUGCUGAGGACGGAGAUGAAGCGAAAUCUUAAGAUGGUGCUCAUUGUUUAGUACUUUUUGUUUUGCUCCCCCUCUUACCUCUCCUCCUGCUCCUCCUCCAAUCAAGAUCCCUUUAUCUCAAUCACACCAGCAAUAAAGACUUUGAUGGGGAGAACAGAGAGGCAGAUCUUUCAAGCCCCUUCAGAUAUUAUCCAUGGUCCAUAUGAGUGAUUUACACUAGAGUGUCCGCAAAUGGAUCAAUCAGGUGACCCCAAGUACAGAGCUCUGUGGAACCUCCCCCCUGGUGUGGAUCCUCCCCCCUGGUGGACUAUGGGUAAUGUAGUUCACGGGCUGAAAGCACUGCCUCGAGUGAAAUUAGAGUAGGAACAUUUAAAGAGUCUCUUGAAAUGUUGGCAUUUGGCUGAACAACUUGCAUGCUGUUCGGGUUAAUUUAUUACUUUUUGGUUUUAUCUGUAAUGUGGGGUUUUCUUAAUGUUAUUUUUUUAUUGAUUCUGAAUGAUGUAUUUAUUAAUUUGAAGAGAUUUUAUUCUAUUCUGAGCCGUCAGCCACGGGGUAUUCUGCGGGUUUUAAAGGGUUCUGUUUAUGUUUUGGUAUCUAGGCCUACGCAUAAUUAUUGUAAAUGUGGUUUUGUUUUUACCUUCAGUCACAGCCACGUAGCGUCUUUCCUACCGAGUCAUCACCUUGACAUCCAUCCUUGGUUCCUUGACUUGACCCCUGGCUAGUUUCUCCCUAGUGGGUCCUUGUGGCUCCUCGUGAUGUGGGUUCCUGUCCCCUUUGCAGCUAGACUUGUUGGCUUUGUGAGUCUACAAAAUGUUUACGUUGUGCACUAGCUCAGAGUUCAGCUUCCUUUUUAUUUAAUGUUUUCUAGGGAUGCACGGAUACUUUAGUUUACACAUUUUACAUAUCAUCCCGAAUCCAGUACAUCGAUUUUAAGUGACCAAUUAGCGGGCCAGGUGGAGGUCAUAACUAUGUUAAGGCAUUUUAUUGAUAAUUCAUGGGAAAAAAAGCUAAUUUUCUUUAAUUGUUGAGAUGUUUGAUUAUGGCUCUGAAUAUCCAAUAUUUUUAUAAAAAGUAUUCUCCGCUCAUCCCUGUUACCGGUUCCAGUGUCGGUGGCCUCAAUUCUUAAUAUUUAUAUUAUGCCGAACAGGUACCACUCUUUCUUUCCACAAAAAGUGAGCUCUGAGCAACCUUGGUCAGUCCAAAGCUGUCAGCGAAAGAAACCCGAGUGGGAUGUACGAUUAGUAUUUAAUUUCUCAGUGAUUCCGGUGGUGCAUGUGGUGGACGUGUGUGUGUGUGUAUUUUGUUGCUGGAGAUGCGCAGUUCGACACUCUCAGGGAAUGGUGCCAAGAACACAACCAGCAGCCACGUCAUGAUGCAGACCAGUCCCUCUCCCCUGUAAACACCCUGCAAAGUCCCGCUUUUUUUUUUGGUUACUUUUUUAAUGAAAUAUUUAGUGAAAGUUGACUCGCUGUGCUUUGCAUUUACGGUUUCGAACUUUAGAAUCACGUCACCCGAUUUGAAGUACUGGUCGUUUUUUAAAAACCCUUUUGGCGUAAAGACAAGAUGAGAUACGAACGUUGAAGACCACAUCUUCAUUAGUAGCUUUAAGACCACAAGUUCCCCCUCAGACCUGAACCGCUCUCCUCAGGUGGGCUCCACGCAUUUGACCUGGUGAACCGCCUGGUCAGUUUGGCUCCACGCACGUGACCUGUGACCCGCCUGGUGCUUUGCUCGAGAUGAGGAAGGUUAAAUCAUGCAUAGUGAAGAAUGAAAUCCAAUCGUAUCUUCUUAGUCCUUGUCUCGACUUUACACUACACGUAAAUGCAUGUCAACUUAUUUAAAUGGCAAGAGCUAGCCCGCAGGCAGGGUUUUUUUUAAGGUAAUUAAUGUUCAGGACUUGGUCGCUGUUGGCUUUUAAACAUAGAUCUAGUGUCCUUUGUGAUCUGUGCUAAUUCUUGCAAUUGUUUUCAUGAUUUUUUUUUAAAGUAUAAAAAACACUGGCUAACUGACACUGAUACGUAAAGCGUUGAAUUUGUUUCUGCAUUUCAAACAAAAUGCCUGUAAAUAAAUUUUGGAAAUAAUUUUGCCAUGUUCUGUGAAGGUGCCUUCAGUUAACCGUGAAUUCCGCUUCUUAGAGUCCUAUAAGUAGCCAGGACAACAUGGUGAGAAUACAUGAGGAAUCUUUAUUAUGUACAACAAAGCUUUCGUCUGUCUGGAUGACAUCUAGCUGGACAGACGAACCCCGGGAUCUGGAGAAAGAACAAAGGAUCAAACAUGAAACUUUUAUAGAAAACACUAUGGUGGGAGUAUUUACUACUGAAAUGGGCGGGUUUCUAUAACCUUUCAACUCUGGUAAUUAAAAUGUUAUUAAGUCAUUCUAGCCUUUAACAGCCAAACUACUACGAGUGCAGCUGGAGCAGCAAUGUCCGUUUUGUUAUGCUAAUCUUUAUUACGGCUAGUACAGGCCUACCAAGAACCAACAAAAUGUUAACAACGUAACAAGUAGCAUAGCCAGACAAUGGACCAGGCCAACGUCCCUAGAAUACAAGCGCACCGCUGUCCCACCCUUUGUCACUACACGACCCACCAGCCAACAAGGGGAAUAGCUGAAGGCAUCGCCUUGCAUCCGUAACCACGGUGCCCUCUUUGACCCUCUCCCUCAACCUCCACGUCAAUCCAACCCAAUGUCAUCCACUUCAGAAAUAUCCCUCCAACACCGAACCCCUCGUAGAUGUUUUAUUAGAAACUACUUUAUGGUUGGAUUACUUCUACACAGAUUGUGGGGGGAACUUGACACAUUAUUUGAUGCAUGAGGUAAGGUUACAAUAAGCUCUUUAAUGGUUAAGGCAAUGAAUCAUUUGAGAACCAACAUGCGAGUGCAACCACAAGGGACCGCUGGUUUUCUGUGUUUCCCAACCUGUCGGAGUGCCAUCUCUCAGAACUAUUCCUCGUCGUCUGCUGGGAUGCCAAGCUCCUCGUCAGUCCACUGGGACGCGUCCGGCCACGCAAAGUGACCCUGGAGGACAAGAUCAGAGGUCAGUGAUGUCACAGAUUGAGAGGCAGGUAGGCGUUGGGCUAACUUAAUAACACCUAUUGGACAGGACAAUGGGGUUUAAACCCAGAACCCUUCAGCUGUGACUGGCUGCUGUCCUGAACGCACGCCUACCUAUGAUAGGAGAAUACAGCCACUGGAUUUUAAUACAUUCACAUCAAUGCAUUUACAAUACUGUGUACUACUGCUUAAUUUACACCCGGUACUGUAUGGCUUAUCUGCUAUAGCACUACUAGUUCUACAGAACAGGGUAAAGAUGAUGACUAUCAGCCCGAUGUAAAACCCCAGGUACUAGUAGUUCUACAGAACCAGGAAGAGGUGUCCUGCUCACCAGAACGUCGUCUGAGCUGUGCCAGAAGUGCCAGAGCAUCCAGAACCACAUCGUACUGCUCAGAAUCUCAGCCUGGAGCUUCUGGUUCUUAGUGACCUGGGGGUACUGCCGGUACUGCGGCACUAUGUGGGGGCCCCCGCCGGCCCUAGAAUAAAACAAACACCGUUAAUAUCGUAACACAAGAUCCACAAGACCAGUAAAGUGAAUCAAACAGUUAAUGUCAUCUGGGUUCCCCUCGAGUGUACAGUGGCCAAUCCUAAUAUAUCUUUUGGUUCGGAGCUCCACUCAGUGUGCGGUCUGAGGCCCUGGCUCCGGUCCUCACCUCCGGGAGAAGGUCUUCUGAGGGCCACUUCUCAGAGCGCUAGCCCCCGCCCGGAGGAGCCGCAAAGCGCUGCCAAGAGAAGACAUGUUCUAACCUAAACGAAACCCUCCGUUUAGAAUGGUUUGGUAAAA